This is a messenger RNA of Capsicum annuum, 603 nucleotides long. RefSeq names its product putative dynamin-related protein 4A. The record is from RefSeq and is a predicted model, not a curated record. NCBI's taxonomy places the organism in Eukaryota, Viridiplantae, Streptophyta, Magnoliopsida, Solanales, Solanaceae. Gene Ontology annotation, cellular component: cytoplasm; microtubule; membrane. Gene Ontology annotation, molecular function: GTP binding; microtubule binding; GTPase activity. The annotation marks the transcript as partial. The transcript has a single exon.
CUCCUAUUGUUUCAGCAUUCAAUGAUAGGAUCCGACCGCUCCUUUUGUGUGGACAAGCUAAGGCAACUCUAAAGAAUGCAGCAAGACAUUAAGUUGCCUGCAAUCUUCAAGCUUGGACACCUCGACAUCAUGCUGGAAGGCGUUCAGCUGCCUACCAUCGUUUUGAUUGGUGAUCAGUCUUCGGGGAAAUCAGGUGUGGUUGAGUCACUUUCUGGAGUUAGACUUCCUAGAGGCGAAGGCAUCUGUACUAGAGAGCCUCUCAUCCUGAGGCUCCAAAAUCACAGCGAGACCAAGGUUUACUUGGAGUACAAUGGAAAGUCGGUUCCAACCGAUGAAGUUCACAUUACAGAUGCCAUUAUUCUUGUAACUAAUGAGAUUUCUGGACAUGGUAAGGGCAUAUCCAAUAUCCCGUUGAAACUCAUAGUGAAAAAGAAUGGUGUUCCCGACUUGACGAUGGUGGAUUUGCCUGGAACAACUAGAGUUGCAGUUCCUGGACAAACCGAAGAUGUAUUUGAACAAAUUUCAGGUAUUGUGAUGGAGUAUAUAACACCAGAGAACAGCAUAAUUUUGAAUGUUUUAUCAGCAACUGUCGAUUUCACUACU